Molecule: messenger RNA, 966 nt
Organism: Pichia membranifaciens NRRL Y-2026
Lineage: Eukaryota; Fungi; Ascomycota; Pichiomycetes; Pichiales; Pichiaceae
Exons: 2
Coding region: 1-966 (321 amino acids)
Biological process (GO): exonucleolytic trimming to generate mature 3'-end of 5.8S rRNA from tricistronic rRNA transcript (SSU-rRNA, 5.8S rRNA, LSU-rRNA); nuclear polyadenylation-dependent rRNA catabolic process; poly(A)-dependent snoRNA 3'-end processing
Cellular component (GO): nuclear exosome (RNase complex); cytoplasmic exosome (RNase complex)
Molecular function (GO): RNA binding
Source: RefSeq, a predicted model, not a curated record
AUGACUUGCAGACAUGUGAGGAUAAAGACGAGAAUCGACAAUAGAAGCAUUGUUACCCCAGGUGAGCUAAUAACAGAAGAUGCCACGUGGAUGAGGGGACAUGGUACUUACUACCUUGAUGAGUGCACGUACUCAUCUGUGGCUGGUAUGAUUUCCAAAGUGAACAAACUUCUCAGCGUGGUUCCUUUCAAGGGACGUUACAGACCAGAGACAGGUGAUCACAUUGUCGGAAGGAUUAUUGGGAUUAACAAUAAACGUUGGAAGGUUGAACUAGGUGCAGAGCAUGCUGGUGUUUUAAUGCUUGGUGCAGUGAAUUUACCAGGAGGUGUUUUGAGAAGAAAAAGUGAUAGUGAUGAGCUCCAAAUGCGCUCGAUUUUGAAAGAAGGAGAUUUGCUAAAUUGUGAGGUGCAAAGUACGUUCAGUGAUGGAUCUGCAAGUUUACAUACUAGAUCCUUGAAGUACGGAAAACUUAGAAACGGUAUGUUUGUCAAAGUCAAUGCGUCUUUGAUUGUUCGAACGAAAAACCAUAUGCACGACAUGCCUGGUGGAGUGAGUGUGAUAUUGGGAGUAAAUGGAUAUUGCUGGAUUUUCAAAACAAAGAACAAGGUUGAAGCCGCUGGAAAUAGCAACAAUGCUGGUAAGGCAGAGAGUGAGUUGAAGGCAGCAUCAAAGGGAUAUUCCAUUGGAAUGGGUAGUGUCAGCAUAACUCGACUUGAAGAAGAAAGCUCCUGGGAAAUCUACAGCGACAAGAAUGACAACAUAAGUGGAAGCAUAAAGGAAACUAUAUCUCGUUACAGGAGCUGCCUGGUUGCGCUUAACUAUUGUGAGAUCGCCAUCGACGUGAAGAGGCUUGUCAAAGCGUACGAGAUAAGCUUGGGUCUUGGUGACGUCAAUAACUUAGUUAGCGAAGACGCAAAGAGAUCGAUAGGAGAGGACCUGAUCAAUAGUGAGAAGAUGCGAGGCUAA